ACAUCCUCGAACUCUGCCCCGUUUCAUCAGUUUCAUGUUUUCUCGAACGCCAUCUUCGGGACUCCCAAGCUGGUACGCGUUUUUGGCCCGCGAAUUCAAAAGCAGGAAGAUGAGAAUCGCUUCGGUGGACGCGAAGUUCGACUGCGGCAGUGCGAAAGAGGACGUGAUUGACGUCGUGAAUGUGGAGUUCGAGCGCGUUUCUGAAAAGCAGAUUCAGUGGAACGACUUGUUUCCAGAGUGGAUUGACGAAGGGAAUAGCGCGCAGAGGUGCCCGGUGGUCCCGGUGCCCGAGGACCUCGGGACGAAGUACACGGGGAUCGACGUGGUGGUGGCGGAGGCGCCGUGCGGGGUGAACAAAAGGGAUGUGUAUAGGCUACAAGUGAACUUGAUUGUGGCAAACUUGGCGGUAACAAAUAGAAACGGGCCGGUUUACGUUGUGUUUGUUGGGAAAUGUGGGCCGAUGAUUGAAGUUUUUCGUUGUGAUGAUUUGUUAUGGGCUCAAGAGGAUGUUAGGAUUUACAAGCCCAAUCCCAACAAAUUGAAGCAAAAGCUGGCUAUGCCGGUCGGUUCUUGCCAGAUUGCCCAUCCAUUGGUUGAACAAGGAGAAGAAGAAAAGUGGAGACCAAAGCGUAAAAGAGAAGCCUACGUGUCAGUUCUCCACUCCUCCGACACCUAUGUUUGCGGAGCCAUAGCAUUGGCUCAAAGCCUCAAACAAACCAACACAACCAAAGACCUCUUACUACUCGUUGACUCCUCGGUCUCCCAGGUUUCCCUUCGAGCCCUCCGACUCGCCGGGUGGGACAAUAUCAAAACCAUUCAACGGGUGAAAAACCCGCACGCCAAAAAGGACUCUUACAACGAGUGGAACUACAGCAAGCUGAGGAUAUGGAGCCAGCAGGUGGCGUCGGAGUACGACAAAGUCAUGUUUGUCGACUCCGACGUCCUCCCUCUGAGGAACAUGGACGCGUUCUUCACGUACCCGGAGCUGUCGGCCGCCGCCAACGACAACCACCUCUUCAACUCCGGGGUGGUGGUGCUGGAGCCCUCGGCGUGCACCUUUCGAACCCUGAUGGAGGCGCGGGCCCAUGUCGUCCCGUACAACGGGGGCGACCAGGGGUUCCUCAACGAGGUGUUCAUCUGGUGGCACCGCUUCCCGGCGAGCGCGAACCGGCUCAAGAUUUUCGCGAGCGGCCGAAACCACCGGCACCUGCUCCCGGAGGACGUGCACGCGGUGCACUACUUGGGGCAAAAGCCGUGGGCGUGCUACCGGGACUACGACUGCAACUGGGACCGGUCGGAGUACCAGAAAUUCGCGAGCGACUCGGCGCACGAGCGGUGGUGGAGGGUUUACGACGACAUGCCGGCGGGGCUCAAGGAGUUUUGCGCAUUGAGUGCUAAAGAUGAGGCGAGGUUACAAAAGUGGAGAGGAAGGGCUGAGAAUGCUAGCUUCCCGGAUGGACAUUGGAAGCUCAAAAUAACUGAUCCGAGAAGCCAUUCCUUCAUCAAUUGAUACUUCUUCUUUCUUCUUUCUUAUUCUCUUUUUUUCUUUCUUUCUUUCAUCAUAUCUUGUUUCAUCAUUCUAGCUCGAUCAAAGUUUAUAGAGUGUAACUACAUCAUUUACGGAAGCAAUACAAAGUUAUACUACUAAUCUAAGUUUAUAAUAUGAUUAAAAUAAUUUUGUAGCAUACUUUUGAUUCACAUUUCUAUACGUUAAAAAUAAAAGAAAAUGCUCAAAUUAAUAGGGCUAUGCAAUAAAUAUAGGAAUAUGACAUUCAAUAAAACUACUUCCACCUU
Molecule: messenger RNA, 1794 nt
Organism: Cuscuta campestris
Lineage: Eukaryota; Viridiplantae; Streptophyta; Magnoliopsida; Solanales; Convolvulaceae
Source: the annotation of a GenBank genome assembly